Molecule: messenger RNA, 8682 nt
Organism: Pogoniulus pusillus (Red-fronted tinkerbird)
Lineage: Eukaryota; Metazoa; Chordata; Aves; Piciformes; Lybiidae
Gene: RALGAPA2
Product: Ral GTPase activating protein catalytic subunit alpha 2
Exons: 40
Coding region: 279-6305 (2008 amino acids)
Biological process (GO): regulation of small GTPase mediated signal transduction; positive regulation of GTPase activity
Cellular component (GO): nucleus; cytoplasm
Molecular function (GO): GTPase activator activity
Source: RefSeq, a predicted model, not a curated record
GGGGCGGUCAGCCGGCGGCGGGGCCGGCCGGUGUCCGGCCGGCACGCCUACCCCUGAAGCGGCGGCGGGUGGCGAGCUGGGGUGCUUGGCGAGGACGUUCUCAUCGUCUCCGUCCCCUGUCUGCUUCCGCACAGCCCGGAGCGGCGUAACUGUGGACGCCCGUUCCCCGCACCUGCCCGGCCGCCGGGCCCUCAGCCUCUCUCUCCCGCGGCCCGCACCGCCACGGCCCUAAGGGGAGCCCCUUCCCCUCAGCAGCCGGGUGCCACCUCCGAGCCGGGAUGUUCUCCAGGAAGAGCCAUGCCGAUGUCAGGAAAUCAACCCAGAAGGCGUUGGAUCCCAAGCGAGACGUACUCACCCGCCUCAAGCACCUUCGGGCGCUGCUAGAUAUUGUGGAUGGAAGUGAGCUGAAGCAAUUUUUUGAGAACAAUUAUUCUCAAAUUUAUUUUAUAUUCUAUGAAAACUUCAUAACACUGGAAAAUAGCUUGAAACAAAAAGGGAAUAAAUCACAGAGGGAGGAGCUGGACUCCAUUCUCUUUCUUUUUGAAAAAAUAUUGCAGCUACUACCUGAGAGGAUUUUUUAUCGAUGGCAUUUUCGCAGUAUAGGGUCGAUUCUGAAGAAGCUUUUGCACACGGGAAAUUCUCUCAAGAUAAGAUGUGAAGGAAUCCGACUGUUUCUCCUGUGGCUUCAGGCACUUCAGACUAACUGUUUGGAAGAGCAGAUAUUAAUAUUUGCAUGCCUUGUGCCUGGCUUUCCACCCAUUCUGUCCUCACGAGGUCCCUGUACACUAGACAGCCUCAUUAGUCCUCCUAAUUCCCCGGAUGCUAAGAUUUUUCCAGAAGAAAUAAUUCCACUUUUGCCAGCUGUCUCUGGAGAGAAAACUGCUGAAGACCAAACAUGCUAUUUUCUCCAGCUGCUGUUAAAAUAUAUGGUACUUCAGGCUGCAAGUUUAGAGUGGAAGAAUAAGGAGAACCAAGACACUGGAUUUAAAUUUCUGUUCGCCUUGUUUAGAAAAUAUUACCUUCCUCAUUUGUUUCCGUCCUUUACGAAGCUCACCAACCUCUACAAACCUGUUCUUGAUAUUCCUGAUGUCAGACCACGACCAGUAUACAUUACUGCAACACGAAACAAUGAGAAUGUCUACAGCACAAAGAUCCCAUACAUGGCAGCUCGAGUUGUUUUCAUUAAGUGGCUUGUUACCUUCUUCCUUGAAAAGAAAUAUUUAACUGCUGCCCUGAAUACAAAAAAUGGAGGAGAAAUGCUCCCUAAAAUUAUUCAGACUGUUGGUGGUGUCAGCCAAGAUAAAAGCACAGAGCUGGAGAGCAGUGUGUCUUACACCAGUGAGCCUGAGAGAAGUCAUUCCAACAGCAGCACCUUGUCUGACAGGAGGCUCAGCAACUCCAGCGUCUGCAGCAUCGAGGAGCAGCACCACAAUGUCUAUGAGAUGGUGCAGAGGAUCCUGCUGUCCACUCGAGGAUAUGUCAACUUUGUUAAUGAGGUUUUCCGCCAGGCUUUUUUGUUGCCACCUUCUGAUGCAUCUGUAACACGCAAAGUGGUUAAGGUGUAUCGGAAGUGGAUACUGCAAGAGAAGCCUGUGUUCAUGGAGGAGCCAGACAAGAAGGAGGACAGCCAGGAUGCUGUGGUCACCUUGGAGGAUUCAGUAGUGCAAACAGAUGGUAAACAUCUUUCCUCUGACCAUUCAGGACAUAAGCGCUCAUCCAGCUGGGGAAGGACCUACUCCUUUACCAGUGCUGUUAACAGAGGAUGUGUGUUAGAAGAAGAGGACAAAAAUGUUAAAGCUGGAGCUCAAGCUGUCUUACAGGUAUUCGUGACAAACUCUGCCAAUGUUUUCUUACUGGAGCCCUGUGUUGAGAUCCCUGUGCUUCUCAAGGAGCAAGUCGAUGCUUGCAAAGCAGUGCUGAGUAUCUUCAGGCACAUGAUAAUGGAACUGUCCAUGAAUAAGAAGACCUGGGAACAGAUGUUACAGAUACUCCUUAGGAUAACAGAAGCUGUGAUGCAGAAGCCAAAAGAAAACCAGAUGAAGGAUACAUUUGCUCAAAGCAUGUCAGGAUUACUUUUCAGGACCCUCAUUGUGGCUUGGAUCAGAGCAAACCUAAGCGUUUACAUCUCCCGGGAGCUGUGGGAUGAGCUGCUCAGUGUUCUGUCUGCCCUGACAGACUGGGAAGAGCUCAUCAAUGAGUGGGCCAAUAUUAUGGACUCUCUGACAGCAGUGCUAGCAAGAACUGUCUAUGGGGUGGAAAUGACCAACUUACCCUUGGAUAAGCUCAGUGAACAGAAAGAAAAAAAGCAGAGAGGCAAAGGUGGUGUUUUAGAACCUCAGAAGACACCUGUAGUGGGAAGAUCUUUUUCGUUAAGCUGGAAAAGUCAUCCUGAAGUUGUAGAGCCAAUGAGGUUCAGAAGUGCUACAACCUCUGGAGCCCCAGGAGUUGAGAAAGCAAGAAAUAUUGUUCGUCAGAGAGCAACAGCUAAGCGAAGCCAGUCUAUCAGCAACUGUGUUCAUCUUUGUGAGGCUUUGCCAGCCACUAAAAGUGUCCCUCUUCUGCUUCACACUGUGAGCUCUCUCUUACCUGGUAUUUCUUACACUUCUUGCUCUCACAGGCUGUCAGAAGUUGAAGAAUCUCAACAGCUGGAAAAUUCGUCAGGAGCAGAAACUGCAGGCCUGUUUGCAGAGCAAGAGCAGCAGCUAACUCGAAGUAGUAGCACUUCAGAUAUCACAGAUCACUUUCCAUCUGAUUUUUUCCAAGGUAAAAAAGCUGGAAGUUCUUAUAAUUUAACUUCAGACUCCAAACCAGUUCAGGAAAAUAAGGGAUAUACAAUGAAGGAACAUGAAGCUGAGCAAGCACUAGAAGGAAGAAGCAGCAGCUCAGCUGAAUUAGAAUUGAAAGCAGACUUGCAGCAAUCAUAUGGAAAUUAUAGAGAGAGAGAAAAAAGUGCAAGUGUUAGCAGCGACACAUCUGUUGGCUAUAACAACGAGGUAGAGAUUUCCCUCAUCCCCUGGCAAGCUCCCGAAGAGGACCAUGAAGUUAAUGCCACAGAAGAUGUUUGUGUGGAUGCUGAUGCACCUCGCUGGCUUCAGCUUAGUCCUUCAGAUACUGCAAAUCUAACAGACAGCAGUGAAUUCCUUGCUGAUGACUGCAGUAUAAUUGCUGGUGGAAGCCUCAUUGGCUGGCAUCCUGAUUCUGCUGCUGUGUUAUGGAGGAGAAUCCUUGGAAUUCUUGGGGAUGUGAACAAUAUACAGUCACCUAAAAUCCAUGCAAAAGUUUUUGGCUAUCUUUACGAGCUGUGGUAUAAACUUGCCAAGAUACGGGACAACCUUGCUAUAAGCGUGGACAAUCAGUCUACUCCCUCUCCUCCUAUCCUAAUUCCUCCUCUCAGGAUAUUUGCCUCAUGGUUGUUCAAGACAACCACCCUGCCAAAUGAAUACAAGGAGGGCAAACUGCAGGCAUACAGGCUGAUCUGUGCUAUGAUGACUCGACGGCAAGAUGUUCUGCCCAAUUCUGAUUUCCUGAUUCAUUUUUAUUUUGUGAUGCACCUUGGCUUAACAAGUGAAGACCAGGAUAUCUUAAACACCGUGAUAAAGCACUGCCCACCUUGGUUUUUCUUUCUGGGCUUACCUGGCUUUACGAUGCUGAUCGGAGACUUCAUUACAGCGGCAGCUAGGGUCCUGAGCACAGACGCGCUGGAGGCUCCCCGUUCAGAAGCUCACACCAUCCUUGGCUCUCUGGUUUGCUUUCCCAAUAUCUACCAAGAGAUCCCCCUCCUGCGGCCCAUUUCAGAAGCAGGCAAGAUCGUCGCAGGGACUGCAGAUGUGAAGUGUUAUCUCAUAAAUAUUUUAUUGAAGAAUGCUACAGAGGAGCCAAGUGAAUAUGCAAGGUGCCUAGCCAUUUGUGGCCUGGGAGUCUGGAUCUGUGAAGAACUAACACAGUGCACAAACCACCCUCAGGUGAAGGAAGCAAUCAAUGUCAUAGGCGUGACACUGAAGUUUCCUAAUAAACUGGUAGCUCAGGUAGCCUGUGAUGUUCUUCAGCUGCUGGUUUCUUACUGGCAAAAGCUUCAGAAGUAUGAAUCCUCCCUGUCCCGAAAAAUUACUGAGAUCCUUGUGGCCACUAUUGCAUUCCUUUUGCCAAGUGCGGAGUACUCCUCUGUGGAAGCAGAUAAAAAGUUUAUAGUUUCACUGCUUCUUUGCUUGCUGGAUUGGUGCAUGGCAUUACCCAUGAAAAUGCUACUGGAGCCAGUGUCGGUUGGUGUUCUUGAAAAUCAACAGGCUUCCAAAGCUCCUCUACUGGACUAUAUUUACAGAGUCCUGCACUGUUGUGUUAAUGGCUCGUGCACGUACACUCAACAAAGCCACUACGUGCUGAGCCUGGCAGACCUCUCCUCCAGUGAUUACGACCCCUUUUUGCCAUUGAGGAACAUCAAAAACUCUGAGCCAGCCCAGUGCCAUUCUUCCACUGAUCUGGGCAACCUGCUCACUGUCGCUGAGGAAAAAAAGAGGAGGAAUUUGGAGUUGAUACCUUUAACAGCACGAAUGGUUAUGACUCACCUAGUGAAUCACCUCAGCCACUACCCCCUCAGCGGAGGCCCUGCCAUACUCCACAGCCUCCUUAGUGAGAACCACGACAACUCCUACGUGGAGUCCUCCGAGCUUUCCUCAGAAGUGUUCCGGAGUCCCAACCUGCAGCUCUUUGUGUUUAAUGACAGCACUCUCAUAUCAUACCUCCAGAUCCCCGCCGCAAAGGCGAUGGCGACGGCAACUGAGCCCGCAGCAGCCCCCUCGGAUGUCAGGGUGAUUGUCAGAGAUAUCUCAGGAAAGUACUCUUGGGAUGGCAGAGUAUUGUAUGGACCUUUGGAGGGCUGCCUUCCACGGCAGAGCGCAGCCAACCCAUUUGUGAACUCAGGCAGCCCUGAGCAGCACUUCAUUUCCCAGAGGGAUGUCUCUCAGGUGGAGGAAGGAGAAGAUGCUCUCGACCAGUUGCUGGAGAAGAUUGGUACCAGCAGUCCUGAGUGCCUUUUACAUCCCCAGCGGAAGCUGAAUGAGCCAGCCCCACCACCCUCUGGGAUGAGCUAUGAGCAGGAGAAUGCUAUCACUGAAGCCCUGAUGAGGCAGAGUGCCCAGGAGGAAGAGCACAUACUGAAAUACAGCUCAGACUGCAGUAUGAAGGUGGCCCCUCAGGAAGAGCCACGUCCUUCUGAGCCUCAGGCAUCCUUUUAUUUCUGUCGGCUGUUGCUAAAUGACUUGGGAAUGACCUCUUGGGACAGAAGAAAAAGCUUUAAUCUGCUGAAGAAAAACUCCAAGUUACUGCGAGAACUGAAAAAUCUGGAUUCCCGCCAGUGCCGUGAAACUCAUAAAAUUGCUGUGUUCUACAUCGCAGAAGGCCAGGAGGAUAAGUGCUCCAUACUCUCCAAUGCCAGGGGAAGCCAAGCCUAUGAAGAUUUUGUGGCUGGGCUGGGCUGGGAGGUUGACCUCUCAACCCACGGUGGGUUUAUGGGUGGCCUGCAGCGCAACGGUAGCACAGGACAAACUGCUCCUUAUUACGCUACCUCUACUGUGGAAAUAAUCUUCCACGUGUCCACAAGAAUGCCAUCAGACUCGGAUGACUCACUGACCAAAAAGCUUCGUCACUUGGGAAAUGAUGAGGUUCACAUUGUCUGGUCUGAGCACACCCGGAACUACCGCAGAGGCAUUAUACCAACGGAUUUUGGAGAUGUUCUAAUUGUUAUUUAUCCCAUGAAGAACCACAUGUUUUUCAUAGAGAUCAUGAAGAAACCUGAGGUGCCAUUUUUUGGUCCUCUCUUUGAUGGAGCCAUCGUGACUGCAAAGCUGCUGCCAAGCCUGAUAUGUGCCACGUGCAUCAACGCCAGCAGAGCCGUCAAGUCACUCAUCCCACUCUACCAGAGCUUUUACGAGGAGCGAGCUCUGUAUCUCGAAGCAAUAAUCCAGAACCACAAAGAAGCAAUGACAUUUGAGGAUUUUGCCGCUCAGGUCUUUUCUCCCUCUCCCAGCUACUCCCUCAGUGGAACUGGGUCUUGGUUGUCAGUGACCCAUGCAUGGCUUUCCUGCCCCACAGAGCUGCUGCCUGCCUGGACCUUCUCACCGCCAUGGGAAUGUGUAGUGCCUAGCACCCCAGUGCUGCAAUGGGGCAGCUUUCAGCACCACGCUGUUGCGGACCUGUACCUCCCAACCUCUACUCAUCAGCAGAAAUGGCAAUUCCGUAACCACCUCCCUCACUCCCAGCCUCAGACCCCUGCAUUAGAAAUACAGAAAGGUCACAGCACUCCAUGGUAGCUACCAGUUCACCUAAGGACUGGCAGAUGCUCUGUCUGCAUCUCAGCAUCACCAAGAGGCAGAGCCUGGUAGCAGACGGUCCUCUUCUACCUGGUGAAAUUGUCUCUCAGCCCACGGUAGUUGCUUGACAGCAGAGAAGGAAAAGGUGCCAAAUGAAAUUUCCAAUUGAAUCAAGCGUAAUUACCUGAUUUAAUGAAGGAGGAAAGUCAGGAUGUUCUGCAGAAACCCCAAGUUUGCCCUUUCUCCCCAGAGAUGCCUUUCACACGGAACACAUCCACAAACCUCCUUCCUUCCCUCACAGUUAGGGAAACCCACAUGGGUGGAUUCAAACAUAGCAGAGCAAUUCUGAUCCACUUUCUGGAUAAUUUAAUGGACAAGCUGAGAAAUCACAAAGAUUUCUAGGGCAGCACAAGGGAGGCUAUAAACAAAAUGCUAUUUUUGCAGGCUUCCUGCGGCAGCACUUGUUACCAGAAAUCACAAACACUUGAGCAGUGAGUGCAGGUCUUCUCCAGCCUGUGUUGUCUUCCUUAAUUCCUUAACCUGAUCAUGUGUUUAGCUGCCUGGAGAGCUUAAACGGCUAUAGGUGAAGGACUGGAAGACUGGAAGCCCUGCCAUGUGAGGAAAGGUUGAGGGAACUGGGUUUAUACAGCCUUGAGAAGCAAAGGCUUAGGGGAGACCUCAUUGUCAUGAGGAGUGGCUGCCAGGAGGAUGGAGACUCCCUUUUUACAAGGAAUCCCGUGGAAAACACAAGGGGUGAUGUAGACCAGCUACUACUGUGGAGAUUGCCAUUGGACUUCAGAAGGAAAUGGUUCCUCAUGAGAACAUUUAGAGUUUGGAAUCACUUCCUGAGGGAAGAAGUGGAUUCCCCUGCAUUGCUCAGUUUUAAGGCUUGGUUUGACAAGGCACUGGACCAGCUGAUUUCAACUGCACUGUCACCUAGAAAGGCUGGAGCAGAUGAUCCUUGGGGUCCCUUCCAGCCUGGCAUUCUGUGAUUCUGUAUCCUCCCUACACCAGCCAAAGUAACAGUGUGGACAUUGUGGUAGUUUGUGUUUUUUUUCACAACAAAUACAUAUUUUCAUGAACUACUAAAACUGAGCAUCCUUAGAAGGAUUAGAGAUGGGAGGACAAAACUCUAAUCAAUAUGAUGGCAUUGUUAGGUGCUAUCAGCUCUGUACCCUCUGCAGCUCCUCAGACUUGGGUGACCUGAUGUUAAUUCACAGCAGGAUGACCCAGCCUGGUUCAGAGGUGCAUGAAUCCCUGCUAAAUGGUAGGGAGGUUACAACAUUACUCUGCAGCUCCCAGCAAAUCAGUCACAGAUGGCUUUGGAUGCCAGGCAGUCUUUCUCUUUGCCCAUCACCUCUGAGGUCAUGCAGCUCAGAUCUGUUCCUGAGGCUGUGUAGGUACUGGAGUUGCUUCUCCUUCAAGCCCAGUGUAACCUCAGGAGCUACAGCAGGGAGGGUGUGGGAGUGACAUCAGGGCUCCCCUCACGGGCCUGCUCUUUUUUGAACUAAUUGAUCAUCUCAGAGGGAGCUCUCCCAGAGCUACAAUCUCCAUGGGGGAAGAAGGCAAGGGCAGGAGGCUUCCUCCCUAGCAAUCACUGCAGGGAUGGGAAAAAAUAUUAGCUUGUAUUGGUUUUCAUAACCCAGCAGGACUGAAGCAAACCUCCCUCUUCAGCAGGCUUUCAGCUUUGCAGUGCCUCAUAGAGAGAUUCUUUCUGGAAUUUUAUUACCUUCACAUUUACUGGGAAAGGUUUCUGCAGACCUGUCAUGACUGACAAGUUCAUUGGGGCAGUAUGGGGGUGGGUGAUGGCCUAUAUGAAAAGUGUAAAACUUCAUAAUCCUUAGUGAUCACACAUGGCCUGCAGUCCUUUUCCAGACUUGGGUGGCACACACCAUGGCAUUUUCCACAGCACCACAAUACACAGACUGGACCCUUUUUGCAGUAACAAACUCAGCAGCUUCUCAGCGCAUCAGCAAGGAUCUCAGAUCUCAUAAAGCUGUGUCAGGUACCUGCUGCACCAUUACAUGCUGCUGCUGCUGCAGAUAGUGUCAGCCUGAAAAGCUGCUUGUCAGCCACAGGAACACUGGGGAACACUUCAGGCAGGUUGGUUGGGCUGGGCUGAAACAAUCUUCUGGCAUCACUGUGACUUCCAGGGAGCUGACAGAUUGGUUUAGUUGCAGUUCUACAUGGCAGGUCCUUAGGGAGGGUUCUGCCCAUUUGGUGAGGAGCUGCACUCCCAGUAGCUCAGUUGCAAGACUGCAGCACUGUGUUGCUCUGAUCCUGGCAGAGGUCUUGUCUGUCUUCUCCGUGGGAAGUCCAAGAGGAUGUUUCCUCGCCUUCAGUACCAAUAUUGCUAUGCUUGUGUAUGUGCUUGUGG